Molecule: messenger RNA, 1245 nt
Organism: Paramecium octaurelia
Lineage: Eukaryota; Ciliophora; Oligohymenophorea; Peniculida; Parameciidae
Source: the annotation of a GenBank genome assembly
AUGAAUGACUUUAUUUAAAUAAUAGAAAAGGAAGUAAAAUCGGUUACAGAUUUAAUAGAAAUGGAGUCAUUCAUAAGAAAAUUUAUUUAUAACUAUUAUCAAACAAACUAAUUAGCUGAUCAAUUAGCAAGAGAUUGUUAAUAUGAAAAAAUCAAAUAGGAUGACUAAAUAAUCUUAUAAGAAGGAAUAUACUUUGUUGUUGAUGGUUAAUAUUAAUUGGCUAAAAGAUUUAUCAAAUUGCCGAACUUCUUAGUAAUUCCUUUGCAUGAAAAAGCUAUUGUUUUUGCUCUUUCUGAUGUUCAUCUUUUAUCAAUAAGAACAAAUUUUAGUUCCUAUUUAAGUCAACUAAAGGAAUUGAGAACCGACAUCAUUAUAGAAUUCUUAAGGAAAACUCUCUUUCCAAAUUUUCCCAGAAAUAGUGUUGCCAGAAUUUCGAAAUAUUUUUGUUUGACAUCCCUUCCAUUUAAUCACGUUAUUUAUAAGGAAAAUGAAGAAAGCAGAUUUGUGUAUUUGAUUAGGGAAGGAGAAAUUAAAGUACAUAUUCCAUUAAGCCCAAUAGUUACAAAGAGAAAAGAAAUAGUUAAAAUUAUUGGUUGAAAAUUAAAUCUUCGGAGAAUAUGAAGUGUUUUUUAAUAGAGCGAGAUUUACAAAAGCUGUAACAAAUUCCUCUGUUUCUCUCUUAACUAUUAAAUCAGAAAUAGUAAAUAUUCAUAUAAUAUAAAGAGUUUUUAACUUUACUGAAAGAAUAUCCUAUUUUAAAAUAACGUUUACUAUGCUAAAGUGUUUUGAGGUAUGAAUUUAUGUAUCAACCAAAAUCAAUUGAAAACCAUUAGGACAAUAGACAAAAUAAUAGUUUGCUAAGGAGACAGAAAAAAACAUUAAGAAGUUUGUCCCCACAAUAAGAUUGUAUUUAGAUGUUUGAAAUGUCCUAAUAAAUUUAAAAAGAACGAGUAAGAACUGGAUACAAAAUCAUGCCUUUAUUCUUUAAUUAUAGAGUGUCUUUAGUAGAAAAGUGUGCUACCACGGUUUAAUCUCCUCAAUCUUCAACAGUAUCAAUUUUAUUUAUUCCCAUAGAGGAGAAAAUUAGAAACUACAAAUAGUGAAGUAUAAUUUCGAUCUCAAAGUCCAGUCACUAACUAAAAAGUCUCCAAAAUAAUCUCAAGCAAACAUAAUAUGUUCAGACAACAACCAAGUAGAGAAUUCUUAUUACAAAAUUUUGUGAAUUAAUCUAAACCAUAAUUUUGA